GGAAUUGUAACUAUUUUUAACUCGACGAAUACAGAAUGUCGUCGAUAACAGUGUGGUAGAAAAUUGACUUUUGCAUUUCUUCAAAUUUAAUGAUGCAAACAAUUGAAAACUGGAUAUUUAUAACAAACCCAUGAAUGAAGUUUCGAAGUAAUCUUAGUUCAACAUUGUGAUUAAAGUAUUCGUAAAACACAUUGGUACACAUUGUGCAUUGUUGAAAUACUUAAGUUUUCAGUAAACGUUCCUAAGAUAAUUAUAUCAUUAUAGAUAGAAAAAAUUGUGUUUUACUUAUUAAUCCAGUACAGUGCAAAGUUUAUUAAAAAGAAUCAAAAUGAAUGAUUCUUUCUUAGAAGAUCUGGAACUAGUGCCUACUGAUGUUACAAAUGUUAGUUCUUAUCCAGUAGAUAGACAUGUAACAACAAGAAUUGCUACAUCCACUCCGUUACAACCGACGCUGCCACAUAAUGUUGACAAUUUACAUCAUAAAACUGAAAGGAAAUCAGUUACUAAAGAAUUAAAUGUACAUGAUCUGAAAAAAUUGUCAGAUCAAGAUACUAGGAAGCACCAGGUUAGAGUGAAGGUUUCUGAAAAGAGAGAAAUACCUAGUGAGAGCAAAUUGAAGCCAAUUGAGAAUAAAGUGAAAGCUGACGAUGAGGAGCCUGCAGACAAUAUUGAAACAAAGAUACAAAAGGCCAGAGUGAAAAUUCCUGGACUUAAAACUCGUUCAACAAAUCAGACUCGUCGUUCUGGAAGUUGUAAGGAAAACAAUCAGUCUUCAAAUCUGUCUAUUAAAGAAAACAGUAGACCUCAUGAUUAUUCAAAAGAAAGUGUUUCCCAAGUGGAAGUUUCUAAAGACAAAGACUGUGUUAAGAAAUUGGAGUGCAAAGAAACUGAUCCUGCUGCAUUGCUUAAUUCCAUUAAGGACAUAGUAAGCGUGCAUAUAAAACAAGAAAGUUCAAACAUUUUGAGAGUAAUGCAAGAAUUACACUUCAAUUCCCAAGCUAAUCUCAUUAAACAUCUGUUAAACCAAACAGAUGAACUAGUUAAUGAAAUGCAUCCUAGUAAAGAUUCGAAUAGAGUAAGAAGUUUGGUAGAACAAAACGAGAGAUUAAAUGAAGAAAUUGUAAAAUUACAGAAAUAUAAUGAAGAAUUGCAAAGAAAAUUAGAAGAGUUAGAAUUCUUAAAGCAAGAAAAUAUAACAUUAAAGUUAAAGUGCAAGGAGCUAUCAAAACAAUAGGAAUAGAUAUUACUAAUGUCCUAUCUCCUGCCUUAAACUUAGAUUAUAUUAACAAUAGAGCAUCCAUUCUUCCAUUCCAGUUGUUUGUUGCACAUGUCUUAACUGUUCUAUAUUUUUCAAACUGUUCUAUUAAGUAAUAAUGAGUACAUUGAAAUUACUAAAAGACUAUAUUUUUUUACUGAUAUUUUUAUGUCUGAAAGACAUUUAAAUAAUUAUAACAUGUUGUAUUGUUUAGAAGGUAUUACACUUUUUUAAUGUAUGUAUAUGAUCAGAUUCGAUCGCGUGUUGAUUUUAGGUUGUAGAUUUAUUAAAUUUAGUUUAAAGAAUUUGAAAAUCACGUUUUGUAAGAAAAUGUUUAAUAAAUCGCUUUAUGUGUGCA
Hylaeus volcanicus is the source of this 1613-nucleotide messenger RNA. RefSeq lists its product as uncharacterized. Lineage: Eukaryota; Metazoa; Arthropoda; Insecta; Hymenoptera; Colletidae. The record is from RefSeq and is a predicted model, not a curated record. The coding region runs from base 329 to 1234 and encodes 301 amino acids. The transcript has a single exon.